AUGGCGGAACAGAGAGUGGAAAGUGAGUUUGUUGGUGAUUGCAAAGAGCCCAUGGAGGAAGCUGGUUUAUCUUCUAAAACUCAAACCCUAGGUGGUGAGGAUGCCAACACGGUAGAGGUUUCGGAUUCAGGUGUUUGUGAUGUUGGUGAAGCUGAUGGGAGCUUAAAAGCUGGAGAUGGCAAUGCUCGUGAUGAGAAACAAGUGAUAUCUGAGGUUGGAAGUGUUGAGGAUAUGGCUGAGAAUGAAGAUAACGUUGAGGAGAGCGGUGAGGUUGAGAAGACAGUUAGCUCUGAUGAUGUUGAAAGGACUGAUGCUAUCACAGAGCUGGAAACUGAGAGAGAUGACAUGGAGGGAGAUGAUGGAAUUGUUGAGGUAGAGCCGGUAGAUGAGACAGAGGGCUCUGACCUUGGUAAGGAUGUGCAGAGAGUUAGUGAGAUAGCUAGAAAUGGUGCAAGUCAUGAAACUGCAGGAGAAGAGGAGACUGUUACCGCUGCUGGGAAUGAAGUGGCUGCUGAGAAGGAAACAUUUGAAGUUGAAGAAAACGGUGGUGCAGAAGAGAAAGCAGACCAAGAGAAGGAAUCAGCAGGUAAAACUGAGGAGGAUGAUAACAAACAGGCGAAUGAAGAGAAUGGUGGUCUUAAUGAACAGAGAAAUCCGGGAUCUGAGACCAAAGAUGCUAAGCAUUCAGAAUCUGCACAAGUUCCAGAGGAGCCUACCCAAUCAAGCAAAGAGGAAACGAAUGAAGAAAACCCAGGAACUGUUUCAGAAGUUAGCUCUGCUGCUGUUAACCAGAAUGAAGAAAACGGAGAAGCCAUGGAAAUCGAUGAUGCGGCAGAGAUACAAGUGGAAAAGGAUAAUGCUGGAAAUGAAUCUGCUGGGGAAGCUGACAAGAAUGAUUCCAAUGCAGCAAAAGAAAUGGAAAUUGAUGAACAGAAAGAUAUUGAGGAUGUGGCAACGGGUCUUACCGGAACAGUUGAAUCUGCUGAUUCAGCAAACCCAAACAAUCCCUCUGAAGAUGCUGCUACAGGUGAAGUUGAGCCGAUGGAUCAAAAUGCUCUUUUUGACCCAAGUGCUGAUAUUACCACCUUCAUCGAUUUCAGUGGUGUUUCAUCUUGGUCAGGAAAUAUACAAGACCUUAAAACCGACGCUGGGAAUGUAUCUUUGAAAGAGGAUAAGAAAGCUACUGGCAUGGCAGAGGGAGUUGCCACGGUUGAGACCGUUAAACCUGUUGACGCUUCAGUGAAUGGUGAUCAACCAAGCGUAAUUUCCAAAGGCAUUGGGAGUGAAUCAAAUGAUGCCCAUGUUGCUAUAGUUUGUUCAAAAGAGGCUUCUGAUGCAGUUAUGGAACCUGAUGAAAACCAAGAAGAGAAGGAUCAUGAAGGCUUACAUCAGAAAGCAGUAGAUCAACAAGAUACAAUGAAAGUGGAAGAUGACACUGCUCAUGAAGCUCCAAGUAUCGAGCCAAACCAAAAGGAAGAUACAGAAAUGGAAGAGAAUCCAUACAAUUCUGAUUAUGGUGAUGUUGGAACCGGCUCUGAUACUAAAACCAAUGGUGUGAAACGAAAGGCUGAUGUCCUGAGUGAGGAUUCACCAGAGGAAGGUAGGAAGACUGUUUCAGUUGCGAAGGUGUCGUUUGCCCAAAGGCCGUCCUUUAAGAUCGGUGCAUGCAUAGCCAGAGCUGCCAGUCAGAUGGCAGGGUCUACUUCAGUUUUGAAGGGUAGUAACAUUGGUGCUGAAACUCUUUCUGUUGAGAGUUUCGUAUCCCAGCUUCACUGUGCAGCAACAGACCCUGUAAAAGAGAACGUUGUAUCUGAAAUCGCGGCUGGGUUUUUCUUAGAUUUCCGAAACUCGUCAGCUUCGCAGCAAGUUGCCCCAGAAAAGGUCGGCGGUAGAAGAGGAAGACCAUCCAAUUCGAAUGCAGGAGGAACCGAGGCAUUUGAGUUUGAGGAAAUGGGCGACACAUACUGGACUGACAGGGUGAUCCAUAACGGUGGUGAAGAGCAAACGCCACCUACUGAAAAAGGAAACUAUAAAGUUGUGCCGGUUGAGUUGAAACCUGCUCAGGUCAAAAAGACUCGCCGACCAUACAAAAGACGGCAGUCUCAGAUCAGUGUUGCUCUUCCUUCAGCCUCAGACAAACUGGCUGACUUUGAUGAGAAUGCACCAGCUGAGCUCAUAAUGAAGUUUUCUGAAACGGAUACAAUACCUGCUGAGAAGAGCCUGAGUAAGAUGUUCAGGCAUUUUGGACCAAUAAAGGAGUCACAGACUGAAGUUGACAAGGAGAACAACCGGGCUAGAGUAGUUUUCAGGAAGGGUGCUGAUGCCGAGGUAGCUUACAACAGCGCAGGAAGGUUCAAUAUCUUUGGGACGAAGGCUGUGAAUUACGAGCUCAGCUUUACAAUCACGGAAGCUUUCAAAGUUCAGCCUUACGUUGUGUCUUUAGGCGAGGAGGAUGCAGCUCUAUCUCUUCCCUCCUAG
Microthlaspi erraticum is the source of this 2478-nucleotide messenger RNA. The record is from the annotation of a GenBank genome assembly. Lineage: Eukaryota; Viridiplantae; Streptophyta; Magnoliopsida; Brassicales; Brassicaceae.